ACACAGCGGUUGCCAUGGAAACAAAUGAAAACAAAAGCCAGACUCUAACUUUAGAUGACCCUCAGUUGAUGUCUCGUCUUUAGUUUCUUCCUUUUCUGAGCAGGAUUUGAGGAGACAGAUUCACUAACUCAGACAGGAAGAAUCAGAACUCCAGAACUCCAGAACCCGCCUCAACAUGGCUCCUGGAAAGAGGACCAGAAGGUCCAAGAAAAGUCAGGAGUUCAGCCUGAAGGCGGCGCUGAGCUGCUUCCAGGUGACGGCGCUCAACACUCAGCGUCUGAAUCUGAGCUGCCGGGACUUCGACUCCAUCCCGAAGUGCAUCGAGGAGCUGACCGGCUUUCAGGAAGUGGACCUGAGCCGGAACCGGAUCAGAGAGAUCCCGGCAUUCACCACCAACUUCCUGAGCGUCACCGUCUUAGAUCUGCACAGCAACCAGUUGGAGAGUCUUCCCUCCAGUCUGGGCAUUCUCCAGAACCUGCUGGUUCUGAAUCUGUGCAACAACCUCCUCAGGAGCCUCCCCGGCGAGCUGGGCCAGCUGAAGACCCUCCGGACCCUGAACCUGGGCCUGAACCAGCUGGACGCUCUGCCGGCCUCCGUGGUGGGGCUGAAGGAGCUCCGGUACAUCGGCCUCUCCGACAACAGAUUCACCCACUUCCCCGGCUGCCUGCACAGGCUGAACAAGCUGGAGAAGGUCAACAUGGCCCGGAACCCCAUCUGGACCCGUCAGAACCCAGAGGCGGCGCCGGAGACGUUCCUCCUGGUCCGGAGCAGCCUCCUGUGUGGGAGGUGUCUGGAAAGGUGCCAGUCUUUCAGGAGGAGAAUGAAAAACGAGGAGAAGGGAGGAGUCGAAUCCUGUUUCUUACGGGAUUCAGACGACUCGGUGGCGCCCCCUGCUGAUCCACACACAACAUUACAAUAAAAACGAAGACAAAAACUUGGUUUAACUUAACAUGAAGAAAAGUAAAGCCAGAUUAGGCAGAUAUGAGUUAAGAUUUAUGAUUUAAGAGAAGAUAGAAUCCUCUUUAUUUGUUAUAUUAAAGUUAUUGUAAAUAUCCUCGUA
Messenger RNA from Oryzias melastigma (Indian medaka), 1060 nucleotides. It is a transcript of the gene lrrc18b, whose product is annotated as leucine rich repeat containing 18b. Gene Ontology annotation, molecular function: protein binding. The transcript is spliced from 2 exons. Lineage: Eukaryota; Metazoa; Chordata; Actinopteri; Beloniformes; Adrianichthyidae. Bases 176 to 919 code for a protein of 247 amino acids. The record is from RefSeq and is a predicted model, not a curated record.